AUGCGCGGAAGCACUGCCGGGCUGGCCGACACGCUCGCGAGCGGCUCGCGGGCGCACGCCGCUCUCCUAGAGAUCGCCGACUGCCUCUUCGCCAGCAUAGUGGUCGCACCGGCGGUGGUCUCCUACUGGAAGUCGACCUGGAGCCUGAUGGACUUGUACGUGCUGCCCGAGCAGCCGGUAAGCAGCGCCGCCGCCUGCGCCCUGUUCGGCCUGUUCUGUGAUCUGUUUCUGUGCGUUUUCCAAUCGAAACUGGGCAAGUACCUGAGGCCCGACCAGGGCCGCCUGACGUACUACGUUCUCUCGAGGGUGUACACGUACGUGGCGGGCGUGGCGUGCGUGGGCGCGUGGCGCGGUGUAUGGAACCUGCUGAAUGAGUGCACCGGCGAUAGCGCCAGGACUUUACUCUCUACCACCGCGGCCGCGACCCUAUCCCUGGCGGCGUUACGCGCGCUGAGGAACAUAAGCGCGGCGCCGUUCGCUGUUGCGGUUGACGGCCCCCUGGACUACUUCGACGUGCCCACAAUGUUCCGGACGAGCAGCCGAGAGAUGGCGCUCUACGUGUUGGACUGCAUAUUCUCCGUGACUGUAGUGGGUUCACUGGUGGUCUUCGUGUGGCGAGGGUCUUGGGCGCUGCUCGACAUCUUCCUCUACCCCGAUGAUCAAGUCAGAUCCUUCUGGACGUCUCUAGUCGGUGGAUACGUCAUAGUGUUGGUGACCUUCGCGCUACAAGUCCCGAUGAGGUGGGUAGUGGCAAGGCUGCAUGGUGCGCCUAGACUGCUGCUUGUGGACUUCUACCACCUGGGCUCCUUCGUUGCUACCGUCAACGUCUGGCGAGGCGUCUGGGGCCUACUCGACGUUUACUACUUUCCAGACAGACCGAAGCUGAGCAAUUGGUCUACGCACAUCAUCAGCCUGACCCUGCUCGUGCUGCUGAACUGCUCCAACACGAUCCUCGUGAGGGGGGUGUACAUAGACGCUGAGGAGCCGGCCGGUGACUGCGUGGUCUUCCCCUGCCACUAUCUGCGCCUGUUCUUCCACAAAGAGAGGACCAAAAAGAGGCACAGGCGGGCAUUGGCCGCCGCCGCUAUAGCAACGGCGCGGAAGACCGAAGAGGCGAGUUUCCCCUUACAAAUGCCCGAACAGAAAGUC
This is a messenger RNA of Iphiclides podalirius (scarce swallowtail), 1149 nucleotides long. The record is from the annotation of a GenBank genome assembly. NCBI's taxonomy places the organism in Eukaryota, Metazoa, Arthropoda, Insecta, Lepidoptera, Papilionidae.